This is a messenger RNA of Zonotrichia albicollis (white-throated sparrow), 3257 nucleotides long. Lineage: Eukaryota; Metazoa; Chordata; Aves; Passeriformes; Passerellidae. The record is from RefSeq and is a predicted model, not a curated record.
GCGCUGCCGGAGCGCGGGACAGUUCAGCCGCAGCAGCUGCCGGAGCUUCCCUGGCGCUGCGGGCAGGACACCCCCACCUCCACGGGCUGGCUUUCCGUGAAUGCUUCAAAGCAGCUGUGAGGAAACAGCCUUCUAGCCUGUGCAAGUGAGCUGGGGCCUUAGAGGGAUUAACCCGUCUCAUAGCUGACUUUACAAAGACUGAAAGUUCAGGUGCUGUAGGGGGAGUGGAGGACGGUACAGGAAUGGGACUGUGACUACAUGGAGAACGCGUUCUGGGGCUCACCCACACUCUGCUCCAGUGACCCUUUUGCAGGGGACCAUGGAGAGCAGGUGCUGAGAGCGAGUGCUUGGCAGAAGCAGCAGCGGGCUGGUGAAGAUGGAGAAUGGCACAGGAGACGAGCAAAACCAGACUGGGCUGCCACUAUCAAGCCAGGAGAUCAUUACAGCCGAAUACCAAGUGGUUACCAUCCUCUUGGUGCUCCUUAUCUGCGGGCUGGGCAUCGUGGGCAACGUCAUGGUGGUUUUGGUGGUCCUCAGAACGAAGCACAUGAGAACUCCCACUAACUGCUACCUGGUGAGCCUGGCCAUGGCAGAUCUCAUGGUGCUUGUGGCUGCAGGGCUGCCCAAUAUCACCGAGAGCCUGUACAGAUCCUGGGUGUACGGCUACGCCGGGUGCCUCUGCAUCACUUAUCUCCAGUACCUGGGAAUCAACGCCUCUUCUUUUUCCAUCGCUGCCUUCACCAUUGAGAGGUACAUAGCCAUCUGCCACCCAAUCAAAGCUCAAUUCCUGUGCACUUUUUCAAGAGCCAAAAAGAUCAUUCUUUUUGUUUGGGCUUUCACCUCCAUAUACUGUAUGCUCUGGUUUUUCUUGCUAGACCUUAACACAGUAGCCUACAAAGAGACUACUGUUGUGUCCUGUGGCUACAAGGUCUCCAGGAGCUAUUACUCUCCUAUCUACAUGAUGGACUUUGGUAUAUUUUAUGUUGUGCCAAUGGUGUUGGCGACUGUGCUCUAUGGCCUGAUUGCUAGGAUACUGUUCCUGAACCCCGUCCCUUCAGACCCAAAAGAAAACUCUAAGACCUGGAGGAAUGAUGUGGCUCACCAAAGCAAGCCUGUGAAUACCAAGAUGACUAACAGGAGUUUCAAUAGCACUAUUGCUUCUCGAAGGCAGGUCACCAAGAUGCUGGCCGUGGUUGUGAUUCUGUUCGCAUUCCUGUGGAUGCCCUACCGCACCCUGGUUGUCGUCAAUUCCUUUCUUUCCAGACCCUUCCAAGAAAACUGGUUCCUGCUAUUUUGCAGAAUCUGCAUUUAUUUAAAUAGUGCCAUCAAUCCUGUCAUUUACAAUCUCAUGUCCCAGAAAUUCAGAGCAGCCUUCAGGAAACUGUGCAACUACCAGCAAAAGCAGGAGAAGAAACCUGCCAGUUACAGCAUGGCCCUAAAUUAUAAUGUCAUCAAGGAUUCUGAUCACUUCAGCACUGAGCUAGAAGAUAUUACCAAUACCUACCUGUCCUCUGCAAAACUGUCCAUUGGUGAUACCUGUUUGUCAUCCAAGUUUUCUCCUCUCUUUCAGGCCUGAAGCCCACCUUGUUGAGAGUGUGCAGCCAUGUAAGAGGUUUGGAUGCUCUGUUCCCACCCAUUGUAUGAAUUGUAAGGACAUUUCUACUCACAGAAUUGCAGAAGCUACCAUAAAUCUUUUCAUACCUGUGGGUGCCCUACAGGAAAAUGCAGCAUCUUGGGCAGUGAAAAGAGUGUAUUAUUGAGGCUAACUGGAUGAAGUACUCAAUACAACCUAACUUUAGCCAGGUGAGUUGGCUCCAGGAGAAUACCUAAAUCCUUCUUCCCAUUACCUGGCUGAAGAGUGGUCUGUGAUCUCAGAAUGAGCAAGGCUUGCCAGGACAUGUCCAUGGACACAGAGUGGGGCAGGGGAUGAUACUCCCUGUGAAGAUGAGAGGUGAGGAGAGGAGCUGCUCUAAUGUGUGCCUGCACCUGGCAGUACCCAGGAGACCUUCCAACAGCAACACAAAUUGCUGCUGAUAGCAGUAAUUACCUGCCAGUGACUCCCUCAGCCCACAUCAGUGCAAAUCUCAUCGCAGCACGCUUCAAUAAACAGGUGUCUGAUGGCAAAGAGCACAAAAUCUUUCUUUGCUUUGGUUUAUUUUUACCUUGAGCAGUGUGAAAUAGGAAGACUAUUCAAUGAAUCUGCAGCUGGAACCAAACAAAUUAAAAAGUCAGUAAGAAGCAUUUAAAAUAGCUUAUCUUUUUCAGCAAUCAGGUUAUAGAUGUACCACUUUAAAUGUAGGUCUCAGCUAUUACUGAAUCCUGUUGGAAAUUGACAGAUAUUGAAGAGUAUGUAGCAGGCUUUUAACAGCUCCUUUUAUCUUGGUUCAAUACCAAUUGUACCUAAGUGUACCAGAAGGGGUUUAGAGCUUUAAUAUCGAUAAUAUCUGCAGAAAAGAGGAAAAUUCAGAGAAAAGUGACACUUUCAAAAUGUUUUUUCUCAAAAUUUAUCUAUUAGAACACUUUAGGACAUAAAGUGUUGUCAGAGGAAAAGUCAUCCUGGCUUUUUACUUGCCAGCAUAGCCCCUUCCCUGCUCUUCCCACACAGGCCUAUGAUGAGCAGCCUGGGGCCAGUCUCCCUGAUGUAGCUACAGACAAAAUAUCAUAUCUUGCUUUGGCUUUGCUCUAGACAAGCUCUUGUUCUUGCUAGAAGUUCAUUUUCUCACUUCUGUGCUGCAGAAGCCCAGGAAAGUGCUUGUGUGUUCCUGUGUGUCAUGAACAUUUUGCACGGCUUUUGUACGUGACAUUCAAAAACCUGUGAAAAACCUGAUUCACAGAAUCACAGAAUAGGCUGAUUUGGGAGGGACCCAGAAGGAUGAUCGAGUCCAGCUCCCAGCCCUGCACAGCCCCAUCCCCAAGAGUCACAAACCUGCCCAGUGUGGGUGAAAGAGGCAGUCUCUACAGCAUUGUAAGGCUUUCCUAUCCAGUAUUGUUUUGCCUACACAGCCACUUCCUAAUUCAAGCUACUUUCACUAAUAUUCAACUAUAUUUGAAAACUUAAAGAGAACUAAAAAUACCCUGACAGGCCUCAGAUUUAAGCAUUAAAACCAUGAACCUAUGUUUGCUGCAUCCAAAGGACUCUGUUGGGCAUUCUCUACAUGGCAAGGAGGAAGCAAACAUUGCUCAGAGAGGUUGUGGAGUCUCCCUCACUGGACAUAUUCAAGAACCAUCUGGACUCAGUCCUGUGCCAUGUGCCCUGG